Ricinus communis (castor bean) is the source of this 2973-nucleotide messenger RNA. Its product is annotated as pentatricopeptide repeat-containing protein At3g56030, mitochondrial. The record is from RefSeq and is a predicted model, not a curated record. Gene Ontology annotation, cellular component: mitochondrion. The transcript is spliced from 13 exons. Gene Ontology annotation, molecular function: protein binding. The coding region runs from base 172 to 2085 and encodes 637 amino acids. NCBI's taxonomy places the organism in Eukaryota, Viridiplantae, Streptophyta, Magnoliopsida, Malpighiales, Euphorbiaceae.
AAGAAUGGUUGGAACUUCAAAGACUGCAAUGCUUCCUGCACAGUGGCGCUGGCAUGUAAAACUCCUUAAACCCUUUAGCACUACUAACAAAACCCUUUUCUUUUCUGAUUCGACCAUCAUCACCAUCUUUUGUAAAGUUUUUGAAGGUUAUUAUAUGAUCAAUCCAGAAGAAUGGCUCUUUUAAGAAGAUUGCAAGCAAUUCGUGCACUUUCUCGAACAGCUGAGAGUCGAAAUCCUUCUUGUCUGCUCCAGAGCUCAAGAAGCUAUUACAGUGAUUUUUCAAAUGGCCUUGAAUUUAACUCCCAGAGAAUUUUCCUUUCCCCAUACAAGGGCCAUAAUGCAUUUCCUUGGACUCAUGGAAGUACAAUGACCCAUCAAUCCUCAACGGUAAGUUAUUGGAACAUAAAAAGUUUGGGCUUGUUGGCUGUAACUUCAGCUCAGCCUAUUGAGUUGUCAACUUUUGUAAAUGACAAAAGGUUAUUAACAACACAAGCAAGAGCUCCACCACAAGCACGACAGAUGGGAGCUCUUAAAGUGUCCGUUUCGAGUCCAGGAUUCAUCUAUGAACCUUACGCACCUCGUGAGCCAAUCCCAUUUUGGCGAAGGUGGUUCACAAAAAGUGGUUGGAGAAGAACAAAAGAUGACAUCAUCUUAGAGCUCAAAAGUGCCUAUGCUGUAUCUAAGUUAAGAAAAUCUGGAUACUCAAAACAUCAAUUGUACAAAGAGGCCAUUGAGUUGUACAAGGAGAUAAGCACUAUGAUUGCGAAUGGUGAUAAAAAUUCACUGAGGAAAGCUGUUACGGAAAAAAUGUAUUCUGAACUCAAGAAUGAAAUUAAACAAAGAGAGUCUAUGUGGAGUAAGGUUUAUUGGGAAUUGGUUGAACCAGUGAUUAAGAUACGAACUCUGCGAGCUCGACUGAUUGGUGUUGAUCGAAGUGACUUCAGCAAGGUUUUUAUACAGCUAACCCUUGAGUUACUGACAAAGCAGAAGUUUGAAGCCUACGACUCAAAAGAUACUGUUGUUGCUGGAGACAAAACAAAGGAGCUUGCUCAUUCAACUUACUUAAACUCUGAAACAACAGUACUACCAUUUUUCCGCAAGCUGCAUCACAUGCCUCUAAAUUCCCAAUCUAUCUUGUCCCUCACGACUCGCUGCUUUACCACACAAAACGACAAACUUAAUUCGUUUCCUGACAAACCGACUGCUGCCUACUACGAUGGUCUUGUCAAUGCUGCUGGCCAUGAGCGAGACUUCAAGACACUUCACCACCUCCUCAACAAGCGUGUGAGAGACCAUUGCUUUAACACCACCAACACAUUCAAAUUCAUCACCAACACUGAUAACUCACUCUCUGUCUUGGAUGAUCUCAUUCAAACCCUAGCCCGUCUUGACAAAGGCAUUCCUCGCAUGAGUGCAUACAACAUGCUCAUUGCACGCCUCUGCAAACUAGACCGAAUUCAGGAAUCACUGCACAUUGUGCAUAUCAUGGCAGAUGAACAGUAUGGCUUAAGCACGUGUAGCUUUCAUCCUAUACUGAGUUCUCUCACACAGAAGAAGAAGAUGGAGGAUUCCUGGAAAGUAAUAGAGAUGAUGAGGGCCAUCGGGGUUUUGCCUGACCUAACAGCAUUCAAUUAUUUGUUAACUGCAUAUUGUUAUAAUGGAAAUUUAGUGGAUGCUUGUAAGGUGAUGAAGAGGAUUGAAGAGGAGGGAUUAGGUGCUGAUGCACGUACAUAUGAUGCAUUGGUGUUGGGCGCAUGUAGGACAGGGAAAGUGGAGGCGGCUUUGGUGGUGCUGAGGAGAAUGGUGGAUGAUGGAGUGCAUGUAUUGUAUUCUACACAUGUGCAUGUUAUCAAUGCAUUAUUGAGGCUGGGAUGCUAUGUGCAGGCUACAAAGUUUGUGAUGAUUUUUGGAGGGAGAGAUAUAGCAUUUGAUACAGAGAUUUUUGGGAUACUGGCUAGUAAGCUGAUUAAGUUGGAGAGGUUCGAGGAAGCUAAGUUAGUUUUGAAGGAAAUGGAAGAAAGGGGUUUGGUAAUGGGUGAUAAAUUGAGGGAUUACUGCUACGUGAAUGUCAAAAUUGUUGAAUAGUUCUUGGUUCUUUUUUUAUGAGCGUCAACAUUUCUGGAGUUGGCUAGGUAGUUUGUGGUUUAGACCCAAGAGGCACUCCCUAAGCUGGAGUUAAGUGGCAUAAUUUUUCUGGACCUUAUUCAUUUUUCUUUUCCUUUAUGUAAUCAAGGAAAUCAGUCAGUCCUGGGUGUAGAAUAGUUUCAUUAGCUCAGAAUUCUAAUUUACCAUCGGAGGCAUACUUCUAUUCUCAAGGAAAUUAUUUGGAUAUCAAAUUUAACAGGGGCGGACUGUAGGAUAUGUUUCCAGAGUUUAGAAGCUUAUCUUUGUUCACAUAUAAAAUCAAAGAGGUUCAAGGAGAGGCAGAAUUGCUCAUGUGAAUAUAACAAAAACGGACACUGAUGUGUCUGUUCUUCUGUAUUCCUCUGAUUUAUAGAAUUAGAAACCAUAGAAUAGGUUGGUCGACAGAUAUUAUAGAUAGGUUUCUCUGAUUUGAAUAAGCUGGGUAGAUAUAACCUGCAGUUCCCUGUUUCAUGCUCAUGUCCUUGUCCGUGAUAUCUGGGUAUUUGAGAAAUCCCUUUUUCACCCGGGAGCUUACUGGCGUCUUUGUGGGCGGAUUUCAGUUUAAGCCAGGUCUCUAUAACUAGCCAUACCCAAUUUUGCAAACCAAAGGGAAUGGUAGUUUAUUUGGUCAUCAUCUCGUAGUAAGCUCAUUGCUUUACGAAUUACUUGUGUUACUGAGUUCUAGAUGAAUAAAGUUGCAUAGAUCUUGGGCUUGAUACUUGGUGUUUUUUUUAAUGGAUUAAAAGUAUGCAGAAGUUCAGUUGCAUUUGAUGGAUUAUUAUUAUCCUGAUAACGUACGAUUGUAUUUUGUAAUUAUUGAUGAAUUAGAAAAUAAGUUGAUAUUAGAUC